UAGACACUGUCUUGAUGUCUUCCAAAGUCUUAAUUGACUAACUGACAUCGUUGUGUUUGUUUUUUUCAACUAUUAAAAUAUAAUAUACAAAUAUUUUGACUAUUAACAUUUGAACAGUCUAUGAAAUGGAUUUACCAAAUAUUUCUGAUAUACCCAAUACACUAACAAUAUUAGAAGAUGAUUAUCUUUCCCAAUUUGUGACAAUUAAUACUGAAAAUAAAUGUAAGAAUGAUGUUGUACAGCUUACUGCGGAAGAGCAGUUGAAAAAAUUAAAUAAAGGUUUAGAAUAUGUUGACCAACUUAUAUGUGAUCAAACUUAUGAUAACCAUGAAGAAUUAUUUAAUCAAGUGACUUGGACUGAAAACUUGGAAGCCAUUAUAAAUGAAAUAUCAUCACAAAUCCAGAACUUGCAAUCAUCAAUUGAACUACUAAAGUGUAAAAUUGUAGAUUUAUUUGUUAAAGUUCAAACUCAAGUUAUCAUACUGAAUAGAUUACAUGCUAUUUGUGAUUUAUUAAGAAAAAUUAUGAGGACCCAAAGUUUAACAUUGCAAGCACUAGACAAAGAAAAUGUCAUGUCAUCUCAUUCAAUGUUAGAAAUUAAAGAAUUAAUUGAAGAUAAAGAUUUGAAAGAAAUAACAUUUUUAAGCAAAGAUUUGAUUAAGUUAAGCAAUUUUUAUGAAAAAAAAAGUGUUAUUGGAUUAAAAUGACAUAGUUUUAUUAUAAUAAAU
This is a messenger RNA of Rhopalosiphum maidis (corn leaf aphid), 728 nucleotides long. RefSeq lists its product as uncharacterized. The coding region runs from base 126 to 707 and encodes 193 amino acids. Gene Ontology annotation, cellular component: COG complex. The transcript is spliced from 5 exons. The record is from RefSeq and is a predicted model, not a curated record. Lineage: Eukaryota; Metazoa; Arthropoda; Insecta; Hemiptera; Aphididae. Gene Ontology annotation, biological process: intra-Golgi vesicle-mediated transport.